UUGUCAUUUCCGCCAUUUUGAUUACGGGCGGCUCCGGCCCUUUCAGCCCAGGCUCCGAUGGGGCUAGGGGGGCUCCUGGUUCCCGCUCUAGGCUUGGCUGCCGCUUGGCUGCUGGGCCUGGGGUUCGAGCCCAGCUCCUGGUUGCUCCCUUUCUCCGCCGGGCGGGGCCGGCUGCUGAGCCCCGCCGAGCUCGCGCGUCACACGGGAGCGCCGGGCAGCCCCGGCCUCUACCUGGCGGUGCUGGGGCAGGUGUUCGACGUGCGGCGGGGGCACAAGCACUACGGGCCGGGGGCGGCCUACAGUGUCUUGGCAGGGAAAGAUGCCUCCAGGGCUUUUGCGACAGGAGAUUUCACCAACACCGGACUUGUGGAUGAUGUUUCUGGGUUAUCUCCGUCAGAAAUAUUGACUAUACAAAACUGGCUCUCUUUCUACAGUGAGAACUACAUUUUCGUUGGCAAACUGGUAGGAAGAUUCUAUGAUGAAAAUGGGGCACCCACGAAAGCUCUGGAGCAGGCCAAGGCUGUCAUUGAAGAAGCACUGAAGUUCAAGGAACAAAACAAUGAGAAGAAGCAGUUCCCACCCUGUAACUCUGAAUGGAGCUCUACCAGUGGCAGCAGAUUCUGGUGUUCCAAACAAAGUUAUUCUGGAGCUUCUCAUUUUGAAGAAAAGCUGCAUGGAUUAGAUGACACAAGGCAUCUGCCAAGUGUAACAAGCCUUUGCACUCAUGGUUUUGCUUAUUUUAUUUCAAUUAACUUCCAACUCAGUAUUACAUUUCAUGCAUCUGAAGUUAACUGGUUUGGGAAAAACAUGAACAGAACUAGUUGAUUGAAGGUCCAGACCUGGGCAGUACAGGAAAUCAGGACUACACAGUAAUGACUGCAACCAAGCCUACUGAAAGGGGUUUGAUGAGUGCAUAAUUUAAUGUCAAUUAAGAAUACAGCAAAGUCAGAGGAGUCAGUCUGCCAAAAUAAUGCUAGUAAAGCAAUUAUACAAGAAUUGUACAAUACAUGAUGUCUGGAAUAAUCACUAUUUGGUUAAGAUAAUUAUUUACAAAACAAAAAGGUAAGUUGAAAUAUAAUUAAAUCUUACUCCCAGGGUUUACUGGUAAACAUUUUCCUUCUUGCUUGGAACUGACUAAGGGUAUAAGACUUGUCUUGAUGCACUUUGUCAUUACUGAUGCAACAGAUGUAUUUUUGUAUCAAGGUUCACAGCCCAUGAUGUAUUUUAAUCUAGUUAUCCUCAGUUUGUUACGAGCUCAUUACAGAGUAGGAAUAUUGCAAAUAAACGUUUUUAGAACGGACUGAACAGAAAAUACAAUUGUUCUAAGACUAUUUCAUAAACAGCAAGAAUGACAGUUUCACAUUAUAGUUUGGUCUUACUUUUACGCUUCGGUAAAACAUGCAACAGUAAAUUUGUUUCAAUAUCCAGGUCUGCAGCAAGUUGCUGUUAAGGGGAAUCAAAAUAUAAAUACUUGGUAUACAAAAAACUCCCUAUGUUCAUUUGUUAUACAGAUCUUAUAUAUGCUACAUGCCAAGGAAGUUGUACUAGCCACUGGUCUCCGUACACGAAGUCUUUAAGGCAUCUGUAAACUUUUAGCAAGUUAAUUAGUAAUGCUUUGUUAGUACCUUUAACACCAGUAAUUUCAAAACACAUUCUCAUUUACUAGAGUGAAAUAGGUUAUUCCCUCCCUCCAAAACUUUUACUUCAAUUUCUAGUUUUAAAUUAGAAUUAGUUUUGUGCUUGGGUGAGGGGCUGGGUUGACCAUGCUGGAGACCAAAUUUCUCUUUCACUACAGAACAAGCACCACAAACUUUCCCCAUUCAGCCUUAAGUGCCUGAUACCCUACCUAACAAAACUGCAUAUAGGGCCAAGAAGGGAAUUCAGUCUCAUGCUCAUCCAACCCUUGACAUGUGCAGACUGAUGAACAUUUUCUAAGUUGUGAGUAUCUAAGGACAGCAGGGGUGGCAGAGUUUUUUGGUCACAGUCAUAAAUAUACCACAUAAAAGGAAGAUGUGCAUUAUUUGUUUGCCAAGUUAGAAAUGUAGAGACCACCACCAGAGAUCUUCAAGAGCUUUCACUUGAUUUGUGCCCUUUAACACAGUAUGACUACCAACCCUAACAGAGCUGUGAAGAAAAAAAAUGCACACCAGGUAGAUAGUCUUUACAGGAAGUGAAGCUGAGGUGUGGUAAACUUCACACCCCUGGGGGGGGGG
Molecule: messenger RNA, 2213 nt
Organism: Gopherus evgoodei (Goodes thornscrub tortoise)
Lineage: Eukaryota; Metazoa; Chordata; Testudines; Testudinidae
Product: neuferricin
Exons: 4
Coding region: 58-825 (255 amino acids)
Cellular component (GO): membrane; endomembrane system
Source: RefSeq, a predicted model, not a curated record